Molecule: messenger RNA, 863 nt
Organism: Cucurbita moschata (crookneck pumpkin)
Lineage: Eukaryota; Viridiplantae; Streptophyta; Magnoliopsida; Cucurbitales; Cucurbitaceae
Product: actin-depolymerizing factor 5-like
Exons: 3
Coding region: 88-519 (143 amino acids)
Biological process (GO): actin filament bundle assembly; actin filament depolymerization
Cellular component (GO): actin cytoskeleton; cytoplasm
Molecular function (GO): actin filament binding
Source: RefSeq, a predicted model, not a curated record
GCCCCAACUCGGUUCGCUUUCACUCGCGGUAGUCAAUUUUCAGAGUUCCGAGAGUGUUCACAGACCAGUUCCCGACGAGACCUAACAAUGGCGAUGGCUUUCAAGAUGGCAACCACUGGAAUGUGGGUGAGCGAUGAGUGCAAGAACUCGUUUAUGGAGAUGAAAUGGAAGAAGGUGCAUAGGUAUAUUGUGUUUAAGAUCGAUGAAGGAUCGAGGUUAGUCACCGUUGACAAGGUCGGUGGUCCGGCCGAAAGCUACGAUGAUCUAACUGCCUCAUUGCCGAAUGACGACUGUCGAUACGCAGUGUUCGAUUUCGACUUCGUCACCGUUGAUAAUUGCCGAAAGAGCAAGAUCUUCUUCAUCGCGUGGUCGCCCACCGCAUCAAGAAUUAGAGCAAAAAUUCUAUACGCAACUUCGAAAGCCGGGCUGAGGAGAGUGCUGGAAGGCAUUCAUUACGAGGUUCAAGCAACCGAUCCAACUGAGAUGGGGAUGGAUGUGAUCAAGGACAGAGCCAAAUAGAUCAAAAAAAAAAAAAAAAAAAGGUAAUCAAUCUUUAGGCAUCUUUUACUUUGGGUUUCUAAUAAUGAAUCACCACUCCAACCACAUCCAUUAUCUGCUUUUCAUUCUUUGUUUGUUCACUUUUUUGCCUUUUACUUUGUGUUUUUAGAUUUUGAGCUCUAAUGUAAUUAAAAGUAAGAUAAAAGAAAAUUAUCUUCCAAUGUUGAGAACAAUUAAAGCCCCUUUUCCUUGUAUUGGCUUGACUCUUGAAAAGGUGAGCUUAUAAUCUAUCUGGUGUAUAAUUUGAUCUACUAAUUGUAACAGAAUUAUAUAUUAAGGCUACAUUUUAUGCAAUUAUUUGUAAA